AUGCCGUCAGAAGACCAGAACCAACAGUUCAAACGCAUUGGCAUCGUUGGAGCCGGGAACAUGGGCUCCAUGAUGGCCUUUGCGUUCUCGGAGCUCGGUCUUGAUGUUUCUAUCUGGGACGUCAAGAAAGAGAAUGUUGACCAGCUCUUGCAAUCGGCUAAGGAUAUUAAAGGCCAAGGAAAGAUCGAAGGAUUUGAAGAUAUUGGCGAAUUCACCCAGAGCUUAGAGGGUCAGGGAGAGCGGAAACUGUUCAUCUUCUCCAUCACUCAUGGCGAUCCCGCGGACUCCGUUCUUAGUAAGAUCAAGCAUGCAUUGAAGAAAGGCGACAUUAUCCUAGACGGUGGAAAUGAGAACUACCGACGCACGGAAAGGAGACAGAAGGAGUGCGAAGAAAUCGGCGUUAGUUGGAUUGGAACGGGUGUUUCCGGCGGAUAUCAAUCCGCUCGCCGUGGGCCGAGCUUGUCUCCUGGUGGCGAUGAGAAGGCGCUGGAGCUUGUACUACCUCUUUUGGAGCGCUACGCAGCCAAGGACCGCAAGACCGGUCAACCGUGUGUAGCCAGAGUUGGUCCUGCGGGCUCGGGGCAUUUUGUCAAGAUGGUACACAACGGCAUCGAGGGUGGCAUGCUUUCGGCGGUCGCCGAGGCUUGGUCUAUUCUUCAUUACGGGCUAGGGCUCAAGUAUGAUGAGAUCGGAGACAUCUUUGAUGAAUGGAAUCAGAAGGGCGAACUAAGGAAUAAUUUCCUCCUCGAUAUUGGAGCCGACGUAUGCCACAGGAGAAAAUCCCCCGAAGGAGACGGCAAAGGCGAAGGAAUCGGUGAGAAGAACGAAUACGUCCUUGAUGAUGUUCUCGACAAGGUUGUGCAAGAUGACGACGACACCGAAGGCACCCCCUACUGGUGUGUGAUGGAGACGGCCAAUCGUCAUGUUUCUGCACCGACCAUUGCAACCGGUCAUUACAUGCGUAUCGCCAGUGGUAAUCGUGCAGAACGGCUGCGAGUGGCGGAAAAAUUGCGAAUGCCAAAGCCCAAGCCCAUUGAGGGCAUCAAGGACCGACGGCUUUUCAUUGAAGAUCUACGGCGAGCAGUGUACUGUUGCUUCCUGUCGUCCUUCUGUCAGGGUCUCGAACUAAUUGCCCGCGCCUCUGAUGACGAAGGAUGGAAUAUUGACCUGAGCAAAUGUCUCCAGAUCUGGCGUGGCGGUUGUAUUAUUCAGUCAGAAGCUAUUGCCGACCUUCUACAGCCUUUGCUUAAAAAGGACGUGCACUAUACAAAUCUGAAAGACAUCGACGAAGUCGCUCAUGCAUUGAAACAUAAUUUUGACUCUCUCAAACGGAUUGUAAUUGACUCGACAGUGUUCGAUCAAUACAUCCCGGCGAUUUCCGCGACCUUGGAGUACCUGAAAUAUGCGGGUGGGACGAUGCUACCAACGAAAUUCAUGGAAGCCCAGAUGGACUUAUUCGGUGCCCAUGCAUAUUACAAGCCAGGAGUACCCGGUGAGGAUCCAGGACCGGUCAAGAAGGGUCCUCAUCACUAUGAGUGGCGGCCAGCUUAA
Aspergillus oryzae RIB40 is the source of this 1551-nucleotide messenger RNA. RefSeq names its product 6-phosphogluconate dehydrogenase, decarboxylating. Gene Ontology annotation, molecular function: NADP binding; phosphogluconate dehydrogenase (decarboxylating) activity. Gene Ontology annotation, cellular component: cytosol. Gene Ontology annotation, biological process: pentose-phosphate shunt, oxidative branch; pentose-phosphate shunt. The record is from RefSeq and is a predicted model, not a curated record. The transcript has a single exon. Lineage: Eukaryota; Fungi; Ascomycota; Eurotiomycetes; Eurotiales; Aspergillaceae. Bases 1 to 1551 code for a protein of 516 amino acids.